Messenger RNA from Myxocyprinus asiaticus (Chinese sucker), 4227 nucleotides. RefSeq names its product prostaglandin F2 receptor negative regulator-like. The record is from RefSeq and is a predicted model, not a curated record. The transcript has 9 exons. Bases 244 to 2895 code for a protein of 883 amino acids. NCBI's taxonomy places the organism in Eukaryota, Metazoa, Chordata, Actinopteri, Cypriniformes, Catostomidae.
CCAGCCCUCCGUACUGAGACUUAUCAUGAACCAUGCAGAGAUCUGAAACCACCAGCCCAACUAGACGAGUGAUUUUUUCCAACGCUGAAGGAUCUAGAAGACUGAAUUGUUCAGAUCGUGCAAAACUUGAUUCAACUUUUGGGCACGGAGUAAGUCACGAGGCGUUCACAGGAGGAUUUUCUACCCUUCACCCGGUUUGAAUGACAAAGGCGAGCCCGUGGGAAAAACUCGCGCCUUCACAAGAUGGACAAAAGAACGGGACAGUUUCAACCUUUCAUUUUAUUAGUCGCGCUUGUGGUGGUCUGUGAGAGUCGUGUGGUGAAGGUUCCAGUUGGUCCACUGGUACAUGUCGAGGGGCAGGCUGUGUCCAUUCGCUGUGAUGUAUCGGAGUAUGAGGGACCCAGAGAUCAGGAGUUCGAGUGGUCUAUGGUGCUCGCUGGUGACCAUCAGCUCCAGCUUAUCUCCACGUUUGAUAACACUUACACAGACAUUUCAGUGAUGGACCGGGUCAAAACUGGUGAUAUCAGUUUUAGUAAGCUCGGGGAUGCUGCUGUGGAACUGAAGUUCAAGAAGGUCAGAGCAACAGACAGUGGCGUUUAUCGUUGCAGUACACCGAGCACGGAUUCAGUUAUCAGUGGGAACUACAACGCCAAUGUAGAGCUCAAAGUGAUCGGGGACAGUCUGAAGGUGGCUACUUCCAUUCCCAAGCCAACGGUGUCUGAGGGAGAAUCAGUGGAGCUUCACUGCAAUGCUACCCGAGGCUUUACAGAGCACACCUUCCUCUCAGUCACCUGGUCUAUAAGAAAAGGGAAGAACCCAUUAGAGGAAAUCUUGACGUUUGGACCGGAUGAUAAGAUCGUAGUAGGGAGCAACUACAUCCAGAAAUACUCAGACAGUGGGUUUCAGCUGGACCUUCGUGGAGGGGGCUUUUAUGGACUGGUCCUGAAAGGGGCAAUGCCAACAGAUCAAGGAGAAUACACAUGUAUGGCCCGAGAGUGGGUGAGGCAGGGUGAAGAAAGAAGAAACUGGCAGAAGAUUCUAGAAAGGACUGAGGAAAUGGGAAAGGUUGUAGUUACACCAACAGCCCAGUCUCUGGUGGUUGCCGUGGAGAAGAACACUACACUCAACGUGGAUGACACCCUGAAUCUGACCUGCAAAGUGUCUGCUAAUGGCCUGCCCACUCUCAGUCUGGAAGUGAUGUGGCUGGUCAAAUCGGUCAAUGGCUCAGGCAGCCCACGGGUUCUGAUCCAUAUAGGACGUGAUGGGCUCUUACAGAAUGGGUCAGAAGCUGUGGGUGUGAGCAGAGUCAAUGCAGGAAAACUCAGACUGCUCCUUCACAAGGUAGAGGUCUCAGAUUCUGGAUUGUACUCUUGCCUUGUCAAGGCCUGGCUUCCACAGGGCAAUAGAAGAUGGUACCAGGCAGCGGAGAAAAUAUCUGACCCUGUACAAGUUCUUGUGACCCGUCAAGAGCCACAGUUUAAGGUGACCCUAGAAGCCCCUCUGACCCCUCAGUUUACCAGUGACCCCACUGAACUACGAUGUCAGGUGACUGACCUCCUCAACCUCCAAGAUGGCCGCCUGGGCGUGUCCUGGUCUUACUCCACUAACACACCUGGAGAUGUGUCUCAGAAGAAGAGCCCGAUAGCCUCCCUCAAUGAGGAUGGAGCUCUGAUGACAGGUAGUGAGUACCAGCAGAGGCUGGAGAGAGGAGACAUAGCAGUGUCCAGGAGAGAACCCAACAUCUUCAUUCUGCGAGUGCUACAGACUCGAGACGCAGACAUGGGCUCUUAUUUUUGCACCGUAACUGCGUGGACUCCUGCCCGGCAAGGUGGAUGGGAAAAAGCGAAGGAUGUCCAGUCAACUCCUGUGAUUGUUCAGUGGUCACCAAAGAUACCGGUUUUGCGUGUAGCAGCGCAUCGCGUGAGAGAAGCUUCCACUGGUGGAUCCACGUUUGAGAUGAGCUGCCAGGUGACUGGUCAGAACCUACAGAAUCCUGGUUACUCUGUGCUCAUCCGCUUUGAGGAGACUUUGGGAGGAAAGUCACGCAAAGUUUUAUCACUUAGUCCGGACUCAGUCCUACAGCUAGAGGAGUGGAGCGAGCCGAGCCGAAUUGACAGUGUGGUUCUGGAGAAGACCGGGCAGCUAGAGUACCGCUUCCGUUUGUAUGGGGCGCAGGUCUCGGAUCGUGGGUUCUAUUAUUGCGAUGUAACAGCCUGGACGCGUGACCAGAGCCAAGACUGGAUCAAAGCCGUCAGUGCGGAAUCCAACAAGAUCGAGAUUGCUUUUGCAGACACAGGUCCAGUAUUCAACAUAGCCAUCCAUUUGGGUGCCAAGAAGGUGUUACCUGGAGAGACAGUAAAAAUGAAGUGCAUCAUGUCCACGCUGGGCACCACUCCAAACAAUGGUGAUGUGGCGUUUGACGUGCGCUGGUUCCAGCGUCCAGAGCGGGCUGUAGAUAAUGGAGGCAUCACACCUCUCAUCAGUAUGGACCGCUUGGGUGUGGUGAAGAAGACUGUCUCGAAUGACAGCACUCAGUGCAGUCUGGAGCGCACGGACCUGCAGACGUUUGUCCUUAGUGUGCACAAGACACAGGACAGGGAUGUGGGAGAAUACUACUGUACCGCCACGCCUUGGCUCCUGUCCCCUGCUACUGGAGCCUGGACCAAGGGACAGGACCUCACCUCUGCUGCUGUGCUUCUCUCUGUCAAUAUAGAAUUGUGGGAAUCACUGAAGAUGCCUGUGGGAUACGGUGUAGUUGCUGCUGUGAUCGCUGGGCUUCUCUCAGUGCUGCUGGGUCUCGCUGUCUCCCACUGCUGUUUCUCUAGAAACCCCAUGCACAUGCCCCGCCCACGCAACCAAAAGCUCCCAAAGCUGAUGGAUCUGGAGAUGGAUUAAACCAGUCCACCUUCCCGUGGCUGUGACCCAACCUGGCCAAAAAAACACUACAACCGCCUUGUAUUAUGCCAUUGGACAGGAUGUCUUGGAUAUGCACAUUGCUUAAAAAGAAAUGGAGAACCUGUUCGAUCAGAUGCACUCUGAAGAUUGGGCCACUCCAUGUUCACAAUACGGAGUGAUACACAUAUUAUUCUCAGGAAUAGAGCACUGAUGGCCCCAACCUAUGAUUUUUCCACUCUAACAUGUAACGCACCCUGAUUGCUGAGAGCCGAUACGAUGAGAGCUUCGGGAAUAUAGGAAAUGACAUUUGUCAUCCAGUGCAAGCUUGUGACUGCGCGGUGGCCCAAGCAGCAAUGUUACACUUUGCACAAAUUAUUAUUAUUUGUUUUUCAUGGGAAUCAUGGGAAGGACUUUAACAAAAGAGGCAAGAAUCUUUGAGUCACUCUGCUUUACGAAACUCUGUAUCAAAUUUAACUGCUGUCAUCCCCAUAGGCUUUGUUUGUCACGUUGCCUUUGUGGCCCCCCUUCCUGCCCCCAACAGUUGGAACACCUCAAAUGGUUGACCUUCCCAGUCUAGGGAAGGGAAAAAGGAGGAGAGAGAUGUUGGCUGAUGGAUGAGCGCCCCAAGACUGACACAGCAUCCUUGUGGGAUCCAGAAGUGACCAUUUAGAGCACAGCACUUUUAGACAGACCCAAAAGGCUGUCAAUCUGUGGCUUGGCUUCAAGCACCCUGCCUUAAAGAACGCUUGUCUGGUUAGAGGCAUUUCAACGGCCCUCAUAACUGAUAUCCACAUUGUUGUUAUUAACUCUUUCCUAACCUGUUCUUUCCUGCCCACAAACAAUGAGAACCAUGAAUAUCCGUCUCGGUUACUAAGACCUGCUUUUUUAUGUCAAAAUGCACUCAUUGCACCCUCACUGACACGACUGACCCGCACUGACAUGAUUGUAGUAGAUCCUUUCGUGCACAUGCUCGCUUUAAUCCACCAUGUGGUCAGACAAGUAUUUUCGGAGAAGUGAAGCUGUUGGAAUGCACACAAUGAAGUGGUUUCAUUGUAGUGUCUCAGAGCAAGAAUGCCAUCCAGACCCACAUUUAUACAUUAGAAAGUACAAGGGAAUUUUCCGCAAUCUUACUUUUAUGUUGUUGCUUUAUGAUGUUUGUAAGUAGUUGUUUUUAAAAUUGUUCUGUUUUUAAGUUCUGUGAAUUUGUAUGCGCUUUUUUUAUCUGUAUUUUUUAUUUUUAUUUUUUUUUGGUCAGUGACUGACCCUCCAGCUCUCAAAAAACAGAUGAAAUCCAACAUUAAAUAAUUCCUAAUAAAAAAAUUGUUGAGUUGA